Lagenorhynchus albirostris (white-beaked dolphin) is the source of this 3377-nucleotide messenger RNA. RefSeq names its product upstream binding transcription factor (gene UBTF). The record is from RefSeq and is a predicted model, not a curated record. Lineage: Eukaryota; Metazoa; Chordata; Mammalia; Artiodactyla; Delphinidae. The transcript has 21 exons. Bases 468 to 2741 code for a protein of 757 amino acids.
AGAGUUGGAAAGACGCAGGAGAGAAGCAGGAGGCAGGAGGCAGCGGGGAGGGAGCAAUGGGACCGGGAAGCCGCAGGUUCCCUCGCAAAUCCCCCUCCGUCCCCACGUCGUCUCGCCGGCCGCGGCAGGGGAGCGAGGAGCCGGGCGAGCAGAUGGAGGAGUGGAGCUCGCUCUAGGCAUCGGGCUUGGCCGGAGAAUGGAGGAGCCGCCAAGCGAUCGGCUGAUUGGAAGAGAAACGCAGAGCGAUGGAGGCGGGGGUAGGAGGACGAUUUCUCUGCGGGGACUGGCGGCGGCGUAUACGCCCGGGUCGGGCGCUGCAGAGCUUGGCUAGCUUUCAACCCGCGCUUGCCGGCUCCAGCCCCGCGCGCCCCCACCCCCAGCCCUCCCGGCGGCUCCGCAGGGUGAGGUGGCUUUGACCCCGGCUUGCCUGGCCAGCACGACCGAGGAGGUGGCUGGACGGCUGGAGAAUGAACGGAGAAGCCGACUGCCCCACAGACCUGGAAAUGGCCGCCCCCAAAGGCCAAGACCGCUGGUCCCAGGAAGACAUGCUGACUUUGCUGGAAUGCAUGAAGAACAACCUUCCAUCCAAUGACAGCUCCAAGUUCAAAACCACCGAGUCACAUAUGGACUGGGAAAAAGUAGCAUUUAAAGACUUUUCUGGAGACAUGUGCAAGCUCAAAUGGGUGGAGAUUUCUAACGAGGUGAGGAAGUUCCGUACGUUGACAGAAUUGAUCCUCGAUGCUCAGGAACACGUUAAAAACCCUUACAAAGGCAAAAAACUCAAGAAACACCCGGACUUCCCAAAGAAGCCCCUGACCCCUUAUUUCCGCUUUUUCAUGGAGAAGCGGGCCAAGUACGCAAAACUCCACCCCGAGAUGAGCAACCUGGACCUGACCAAGAUUCUGUCCAAGAAAUACAAAGAGCUGCCGGAGAAGAAGAAGAUGAAAUAUAUUCAGGACUUCCAGAGGGAGAAACAGGAGUUUGAGCGAAACCUCGCCCGAUUCAGGGAGGAUCACCCAGACCUAAUCCAGAACGCCAAGAAGUCGGACAUCCCUGAGAAGCCCAAAACCCCCCAGCAGCUGUGGUACACCCACGAGAAGAAGGUGUACCUCAAAGUGCGGCCAGACGCCACUACGAAGGAGGUGAAGGACUCCCUGGGGAAGCAGUGGUCUCAGCUCUCGGACAAAAAGAGGCUGAAAUGGAUUCAUAAGGCCCUGGAGCAGCGGAAGGAGUACGAGGAGAUUAUGCGUGACUAUAUCCAGAAGCACCCCGAGCUCAACAUCAGUGAGGAGGGCAUCACCAAGUCCACCCUCACCAAGGCCGAACGCCAGCUCAAGGACAAGUUUGACGGGCGACCCACCAAGCCACCUCCGAACAGCUACUCGCUGUACUGCGCAGAGCUGAUGGCCAACAUGAAGGACGUGCCCAGCACAGAGCGCAUGGUGCUGUGCAGCCAGCAGUGGAAGCUGCUGUCCCAGAAGGAGAAGGACGCCUACCACAAGAAGUGCGACCAGAAAAAGAAAGAUUAUGAGGUGGAACUGCUCCGUUUUCUAGAGAGCCUGCCUGAGGAGGAACAGCAGCGGGUCCUGGGGGAGGAGAAGAUGUUGAACAUCAACAAGAAGCAAGCCACCAGCCCAGCCUCCAAGAAGCCCUCCCAGGAAGGGGGCAAGGGUGGCUCGGAGAAGCCCAAGAGGCCCGUGUCAGCCAUGUUCAUCUUCUCGGAAGAAAAGCGGCGGCAGCUGCAGGAAGAGCGGCCUGAGCUUUCAGAGAGCGAGCUGACCCGCCUGCUGGCCCGCAUGUGGAACGACCUGUCAGAGAAGAAAAAGGCCAAGUACAAGGCCCGGGAGGCCGCACUGAAGGCCCAGUCAGAGAGGAAGCCGGGCAAGCUGCCAGAGUCACCCAAAAGAGCCGAGGAGAUCUGGCAACAGAGUGUCAUCGGCGACUACCUGGCCCGCUUCAAGAAUGACCGGGAGAAGGCCUUGAAAGCCAUGGAGAUGACUUGGAACAACAUGGAAAAGAAGGAGAAACUAAUGUGGAUUAAGAAGGCGGCCGAAGACCAAAAGCGAUACGAGAGAGAGCUGAGUGAGAGGCGGGCACCCCCGGCUGCUGCAAACUCAUCCAAGAAGAUGAAGUUCCAGGGAGAACCCAAGAAGCCUCCCAUGAACGGUUACCAGAAGUUCUCCCAGGAGCUUCUGUCCAAUGGGCAGCUGAACCACCUGCCACUGAAGGAGCGCAUGGUGGAGAUUGGCAGCCGCUGGCAGCGCAUCUCCCAGAGCCAGAAGGAGCACUACAAAAAGCAGGCCGAGGAGCAGCAGAAGCAGUACAAAGUGCACCUGGACCUCUGGGUCAAGAGUCUGUCUCCCCAGGACCGUGCAGCAUAUAAAGAGUACAUCUCGAAUAAACGUAAGAGCAUGACCAAGCUGCGAGGCCCGAACCCCAAGUCCAGCCGGACGACCCUGCAGUCUAAGUCGGAGUCUGAGGAUGACGAUGAAGAGGAUGAAGAGGAGGAGGAGGAGGAGGAGGAGGAGGAAGAUGAUGAGAACGGGGACUCCUCUGAGGACGGCGGGGACUCCUCCGAAUCCAGCAGCGAGGAUGAGAGCGAGGAUGGGGAUGAGAACGAGGAGGACGACGACGACGAGGACGACGACGAGGACGACGACGAGGAUGAGGACAACGAGUCCGAGGGCAGCAGCUCCAGCUCCUCCUCCUCGGGGGACUCCUCGGACUCUGACUCCAACUGAGGCUCAGCCCCACCCGGGGCUCCCCUCCCCGACUGACCACCUUUGUUUCUCCCCCAUGUUCUGUCCCCUGCCCCUUGGCCUCCCCCACUUUCUUUCUUUCCUUUUUUUUUUUUUUUAAAAAAAAAAACAAAAUACGGUGGGGGGAGGCACUGGAGGCGCCCAGGCCAGAACUCUUCGGCCUCAGAGACAUCAGCCCUGGGGGGCCCUCCAGGGAGCACAACCAUCAGACUGAGCCACCACUGGACCGGCCCAGCCCACCCCCUUCUGCACUUGCGGUUCCGGCAUGGACAAUGGACCUGGGAGUGGGAUGGGGGGGUGGGUCCCAAAGAGUUCAGUGAGGCCCCCUACACCUGCAGCCCAACCCAAGGGAGGGUGGAAGCUUGGGAAAGACCCCUUUCUUUCCAGAGGGGCUUGCAGCCUGGACCCCUACGUUGGAACUGGAGGCAGGGAACAUGGGAGAGGAGGGGCGGGCGCCUAUGGGAAAAUAGGCACUGCCCCAUGGCCCUCUCCUGACCCCUGCGGGAAGGAGCUGCCUGGACCCACUCACGGCGGGGAGGGGGCAGAAGUGUUUUUUAUAUAUGUGUAUAUAUUUUUUUUUUUUAAGCUCUGAGCUGUCAACGAGACGUUUCCUACCGA